This is a messenger RNA of Coffea eugenioides, 1151 nucleotides long. RefSeq names its product cytosolic sulfotransferase 12-like. Bases 1 to 1002 code for a protein of 333 amino acids. Gene Ontology annotation, biological process: sulfation. Gene Ontology annotation, cellular component: cytoplasm. The transcript has a single exon. The record is from RefSeq and is a predicted model, not a curated record. NCBI's taxonomy places the organism in Eukaryota, Viridiplantae, Streptophyta, Magnoliopsida, Gentianales, Rubiaceae. Gene Ontology annotation, molecular function: sulfotransferase activity.
AUGCCUCUACAUACCGAGACUAGUAGUACUCCCCUUCCUCCAAAGUACUUACAAGAUGAUAAACUGACUCAAGAAUGUGAGGAGUUGCUGCCUUCUCUACCCAAAGAGAAAGGAUGGGUUUCAUCUUAUCUUUACCAAUACCGAGGUUUUUGGCACUCCGCCCGGCAGCUUCAAGGUGUCAUUGCAUGUCAAAAACACUUUGAAGCCCAAGAUUCUGACAUUUUCCUCGUCACUACUCCCAAAUCCGGGACUACAUGGCUGAAAGCCCUUCUAUUCGCUUUAGUUAACCGCAUGCAGUGUUCUUUUAUGGAACAGCAUCCAUUGCUCAUGCAUAGCCCUCAUGAGCUUGUUCCUUAUCUGGAUUCAAAGAUCUAUGUCGAGAACCAAACUCCUGACCUCUCUUCCUUCACUAGCCCUAGACUUUUCGCCACUCAUUUGCCAUUAGUUUCAUUGCCACAAUCCGUGCAUGAUUGUCCCUGCAAGAUUGUUUAUCUCUGCCGAGAUCCUAAGGAUACCUUUGUAUCCCUGUGGCAUUUCGCGAACAAGCUGAGGCUUGAGAACAUGGAAAGUAAUUCACUUGAAGAUGUUUUCGACAGGUUCUGUAAGGGAGUAAGCGCGUAUGGACCCUUUUGGGACCAUGUUUUAGGUUACUGGAAAGAAAGCUUGAAAAACCCGGAUAAGGUUCUUUUCUUGAAGUACGAGGAUUUGAAAGAAAAGCCCACUUCCCAGUUGAAGAAAAUAUCUGACUUCUUGGGGUAUCCGUUUUCUACUGAGGAGGAAGCAUCAGGACUCCUGGAGGGAAUCAUUGACCUUUGUAGCUUUGAUAAGUUGAGCAACUUGGAGGUGAACAAGAGUGGGAAGUUGUCUUCUGGUGAAGAAAAUAAGGCCUUCUUCAGGCGAGGUGAGGUUGGGGACUGGAUGAAAUUUCUGAAUGCUAAGAUGGUAGCUCGGCUAAAUUCUAUUACUCAACAAAAGUUUGAUGCAUCUGGGCUAAAACUAUAGGCUUAUAUAUAGUUCAAUGCAUUUGGAUCAAAAGUCUGUUGCUGCAUUAAAUGUUUCAGAGACGUCUUCGAUGUUCGAGUCUUUAUUCGUAAAGGUUGAUUACUUAUCGGUGAUUACCUUGCAGGUCCCUCUACCAAGUUGUUUUCUGA